CAUCCCGAGAACCUCCAAGAAAAAAAAAAAAAGAAAAAAAAAAGAAAAAAAAAGAAAAAAAAAGAGAGAGACAGAGACAGAGACAGGGAAAGAGAGGGAGAGAAAGAGCAAGCUUUCUUACUCAGGGGGGAAAGCGUUUUGAGCUUCAACAUGGCCUCGCUGUGAUAUGUAUGACGUUGCUGAUCACUGGAGAUUCCAUCGUUAGUGCUGAGGCAGUAUGGGAUCACGUCACCAUGGCCAACCGGGAGUUGGCAUUUAAGGCUGGCGACGUCAUCAAAGUCUUGGAUGCUUCCAACAAGGAUUGGUGGUGGGGCCAGAUCGACGAUGAGGAGGGAUGGUUUCCUGCCAGCUUUGUGAGGCUCUGGGUGAACCAGGAGGAUGGGGUGGAGGAAGGGCCCAGUGACGUUCAGAAUGGGCACCUGGACCCCAACUCAGACUGCCUUUGUCUGGGCCGGCCACUCCAAAACCGGGACCAGAUGCGAGCCAACGUAAUCAAUGAGAUCAUGAGCACCGAGCGUCAUUACAUCAAGCACCUAAAGGACAUUUGUGAGGGCUACCUGAAGCAAUGCCGGAAGAGAAGGGACAUGUUCAGUGAUGAGCAACUGAAGGUGAUCUUUGGGAACAUUGAAGACAUCUACAGGUUUCAGAUGGGCUUCGUAAGAGACCUGGAGAAACAGUACAACAAUGAUGACCCCCACCUCAGCGAGAUAGGACCCUGCUUCCUGGAGCACCAAGAUGGAUUCUGGAUAUACUCUGAGUACUGUAACAACCACCUGGACGCCUGUAUGGAGCUCUCCAAACUGAUGAAGGACAGCCGCUACCAGCACUUUUUUGAGGCCUGUCGCCUCUUGCAGCAGAUGAUCGACAUUGCUAUUGAUGGUUUCCUUUUGACGCCAGUGCAGAAGAUCUGCAAGUAUCCCUUACAGUUGGCUGAGCUCCUCAAGUAUACCGCCCAGGACCAUAGUGACUACAGGUAUGUGGCAGCUGCUCUGGCUGUCAUGAGAAAUGUGACUCAGCAGAUCAAUGAACGCAAGCGGCGCUUGGAGAAUAUUGACAAGAUUGCCCAGUGGCAGGCCUCUGUCCUAGACUGGGAGGGCGAGGACAUCCUAGACAGGAGCUCGGAGCUGAUCUACACUGGGGAGAUGGCGUGGAUCUACCAGCCCUACGGCCGCAACCAACAACGGGUCUUCUUCCUGUUUGACCACCAGAUGGUCCUCUGCAAGAAGGACCUGAUCCGGAGAGACAUCCUGUACUACAAAGGCCGCAUUGAUAUGGAUAAAUAUGAGGUAGUUGACAUUGAAGAUGGCAGAGAUGAUGACUUCAAUGUCAGCAUGAAAAAUGCCUUCAAGCUUCAUAACAAGGAAACUGAGGAGAUUCACCUAUUCUUUGCCAAGAAGUUGGAGGAGAAGAUACGCUGGCUCAGGGCUUUCAGAGAAGAGAGGAAAAUGGUGCAGGAAGAUGAAAAAAUCGGCUUUGAAAUUUCUGAAAAUCAGAAGAGGCAGGCUGCAAUGACUGUGAGAAAAGUCCCAAAACAAAAAGGUGUCACCUCUGCUCGCUCAGUUCCUCCUUCCUACCCACCACCGCAGGACCCGUUAAACCAGGGCCAGUACCUGGUCCCUGAUGGCAUCGCUCAGUCGCAGGUCUUUGAGUUCACCGAACCCAAGCGCAGCCAGUCACCAUUCUGGCAAAACUUCAGCAGGUUAACCCCCUUCAAAAAAUAAUACCAACAGGGAGGCAGAUAAUUUUAAAAAUAAAGUAAAUAAAAUUA
Messenger RNA from Mesoplodon densirostris (Blainville's beaked whale), 1768 nucleotides. RefSeq names its product Cdc42 guanine nucleotide exchange factor 9 (gene ARHGEF9). NCBI's taxonomy places the organism in Eukaryota, Metazoa, Chordata, Mammalia, Artiodactyla, Ziphiidae. The transcript is spliced from 10 exons. The coding region runs from base 171 to 1721 and encodes 516 amino acids. The record is from RefSeq and is a predicted model, not a curated record. Gene Ontology annotation, molecular function: guanyl-nucleotide exchange factor activity; protein binding.